Messenger RNA from Egretta garzetta (little egret), 1263 nucleotides. RefSeq names its product spermatogenesis associated 48 (gene SPMIP7). NCBI's taxonomy places the organism in Eukaryota, Metazoa, Chordata, Aves, Pelecaniformes, Ardeidae. The record is from RefSeq and is a predicted model, not a curated record.
AUGACCGUGGUUUCCCAUGGAGCUGAAAGGCAGGCAAGUGCCUUUAAAAGGUCCGCCUUGUCAGUUAAACCAGUUCACAAGAUGGAUCACCAACAGUAUCAGCUGUUAAAGAAGAUGUGCAUGCCUGUUCUGAAGGGUCCUGAGAACAGACAUGGCUUUGCCAGCUCUGAAGAGAAAAACAGUAAUUCUUUCCUUAAAUUUGAUGCAUUUACCCCUCCACUACAGCUGAACUACCCUUUAUUCCCUCACCAGGAUGAUGUGCCGUUAAUGGGUCCCUGCUCAGGUUUUGUGAGUCCAGGAGUAGAUGCUGACCUGCGGCCCAGUGUUGGAAGAGCUGUUGAGUCCUUGGUGGACUACAGCGAUUGGAAACCUCACCUGGUCCCUAUCACAGGAAAGAGAGGCCAGCCUGCCCACAGGAGGCAGAUGAUCCUCCUGGAGGAAACCAGCGUGGACAGAAGGUGGAAUGCCAGGGCUGUGUCAGCUGUUUCUGUCAGGGCACGACUCAGAGGUUGGAGAACUCCAGUGAAAGUUACUCCUGCUCUACCUGACCAAAACCGUAUUUCUGCAUUUUAUAUGGAUCCCAGUCUCAAGGCAAGUGUCUGGAAUCCUUCAGCAAGGCGGAGAGAAAAAAAAGCAAGGGACUAUUUCUAAAGUCAAAUACACUACACCUAUGAAGAAGUUCCUUGGGAUGAUAUAUUAUCUUCCAAAAUCCAGACUCCAGAAUCAACAGUAGAAGUAUUGGUUGAUCCUGUUUCCCAGCAUUUCACAAAAAGGAGAUACCAUCCUGAACCUGAAAUAAGCCAAUUUGGGGUUGUUGGAGGCUUCUGGGACAGAUUUCAAACAAGAUCUUUUACCUCUCCACAGAGAUCUGUUGAUUUUAUAAGACGAAGCUCUCAAACCUGUCAUAUCCUUUGUAUAUGUAAUGGCUGUGUUGGUGCAGUAAGUUUUGAAGACAAUGACAAUGCUGACGUAGACUUAAUCCCACUUAAUAAUGUGCAAAUUUCAAAGCCUCUCUACACGAGCACUGCACACACUCCAAAUAUCCCUGGAUACACUGGCAAGGUUCAUUGGUCAGCAACCCAGCCGGCAAAUUCUAAUCUUCCAUCAACAACCCCAUCAAUAAUUGCACGAAUGCAUGGUAAGAUACAAAAGAAGGAAUUCUCGUCUCAGUAUAAUCACCAGGGACCUUCUUCUCAGAUGGUGAUUCCAGUUAGUCCUCAGAAUUCUUUCAACAAGAGAAAACGAGAAACUAUUACAGUUUAG